Molecule: messenger RNA, 8987 nt
Organism: Spirodela intermedia
Lineage: Eukaryota; Viridiplantae; Streptophyta; Magnoliopsida; Alismatales; Araceae
Source: the annotation of a GenBank genome assembly
AUGAGAACGGGGAGGCAUACUAUGCGGGACCUCCUGGAUGAGGCGAAGAAACGGAUCGUCUUGCUGUUCGUCUGCGUCGUUGGGCUCUCCUAUUUAAUGUCUCGUAAGCUCUUUCGUGACAUCCCAUCUACUCUCUCCCCUCCCGUGAUUUUAUGGGAGCAUGUUUCACGGAAUUCAAAGUUUGCUGUCCUUGCUUGGCCUUGACUACUCUCUACUAUAUAAUUGAGACGGAGAGUAAAUGUGUAGUGAAAAGUAUUUUUCUCUCUUUCCCACCUCGAUGAAGGCAAAUGCAUGAAGACAGAAAAGUAAAUAAUCUAAUUUAUUUGAUUUUUCUCGGCAUUGCCUUUUUCUUUUAAAGUAUUGUUAGCUUUGCCGUUUAAUUUCAUCGUUUUCAAGCACAGUCAGUUCUUUACGGUGGUGCCUGAAACCGAAAAUCUUAUCCGUAAAUUCUGGACAUCAUCUUUGCAUCCGUUGUUUUGGUUCUUGGCCAUGACCAAAGUAUUUGGGUUUCCAUUUUUUAUAUACACUUUUACCCCCGUGCAUUUUCCUAAUAUUUAAUUUAAUGAGAUCCAUGAUGCCGCGUACACAAAUUAACCAAUACUUGUUCCGUGGGAACCAAAUUGAAAGCAUUAGCCUGAAUGAACUUAUUUGCCGCGGCCACUGUUCGUAAUAGUUUAAUUUAUCACGUGAGGCAAUUUGAGAUGGAAAGUUUCGUCAAUGUUGCAUUUGCAUGAUAUUUACACUGUAUCUGAUAACUAUCAAGGUAGUUGGAAUUAUCUAGUGCAUCAGCCAAUAUACGUUAAUAUCAACCCUAUACAAAAUGGAUUAGUAAAUUAAAACGAACUUGAUUGUUCUAUGUUGCUAAAAUUGUGGUUCUAAUGCACUGAAGAUAUACUUUGCUUGUUAUUCUAAUUUAUCUAACCACAUUAUAUGCCAGAAACCAAACCUUGGUUCGAAUGAAUAUUAAAUAGAAGAAGAUUAAAAAUUUUAAGAAAAAAAGAUCACUUUAAAAAGUGAAUGAAUGAGUCAUUUACUCAUUAUCCUCAAGGUUGAUCAGUAUUUUUUUUGUACGUGAUUGGACAGUAUGCUGUUCGGUUAAUUUUCUGACACAUUCCACCCCUGAUUGCUUAUGGUUCUGGUAUUUCUGAAAGAUUCUGAGGCAGUUUAUGAAUACUGAUUGUUCCUUGAAAAUUAUUUUUGAUUAACAACAGGUUUAUAGACUAAAGUUUGUAAUUUAUUGAUGUAUUUUGUGCGUAAAAAUGUAAUUUUUAUUUCUGCCUUUGUUGUGCCUUGAAUUCUACGAGGAGAGAAUAAUUGGCUUGCUAUCUUCACCUUUUUAGUUUGAUUUGUUUCGUGGUUCCUCUGUUUUUACAUAAGCAAUCAUCUGCGUUAUCAACACAUAUGUUUGUUUUUUGCUGGCGGGAUUUUUUUGUUUUCUUUGAUGAGAAAAAUGUUUAUUUUGCCUACGUCUUUUAUGCUUUUAUGUUUAUGUGUGUCAGCCAUGAACUAACUUAACUCUGAAUUAAUUCGUCUCAGUAACAAGCUCCUCAGUUUGGGUGAACUUGCCUGCUGCUGCUUCCUUGAUCAUCUUCCUUCGUUACAUAUCAUUUGACCUUGAUGUUCGAAGAAGGUCUUCUUCAAGCAAUAAACCAGCAUCUGUUAAUGAGACACGUCGAGAGAAAAAAUCUGCAGAGCUUCCCAAGGUUCCAAUUGACAAGUUGAGCUGGAGAAGAAAAGUGGAUUCUCCUGUAGUUGAAGCAGCAAUUGAUCAGUUCACUCGACAUCUAGUUUCUGAGUGGGUAACAGAUCUCUGGUAUGCUCGGAUAACCCCUGACAAGGAUGGCCCAGAAGAAUUAGUACACAUCAUGAACAAUGUUCUUGGAGAAGUUUCAUGUCGUGCUAAGGAGAUAAACCUUAUAAAUCUGCUGACCAGGUCUGGUUUGGAUGGGUCUCUUUUGAUCACGUUUAUGAGAGCAUUUUAUGUUCUUCCAGGAAUUUUCUCAUAUAUGGUGCUAACUGUUAUUUUUAUAAUUCAGGGACAUUAUUGAUCUCUUUUGCAGUCACCUGGAGCUUUAUCGAUCUACCCAGGCAAAAAUUGGGAAAGAAGAGUUGGGAAAAGUUUCCACUGAUCAUCGGGAUGCUCAAAUCAAGCUAGCCAUGGUUGCAGAAAACAAAUUGCACCCUGCUUUAGCUUCUGGUGAAGCUGAGCACAAGGUUAUGGUUAUUCUACUCCAUCACAGUUCAAUUAAUAUGCCCAGCUUUUUCAUUACAGGUUUCUGCCUUCUGAAUGAACUUGUAUGGAAGUUAAACCAGUUGUAAACUUAUUUUGUCAAUGAAACUGAAACCCUAAAACUAUCGGUGUGUUUGAUAAGUUAGCCUGUCUAAUAAUAGAUACCAACAAGAGUUUUUUCUCAUUUAGUCCUGGCUUAUUGUUAUGGUUUAUUAUGUAUAACAUAGUUGAUGUUUGUUCUUAAUUUUCUCAGGUUCUGCAGCAUUUGGCCACUGGGCUCAUUUCUUUGACUUUUAAGCCCGAGGAUUUGCAUUGUUCAUUUUUCCGAUAUGCAAUUAGAGAGCUUCUAGCAUGUGCAGUAAUUCGUCCAGUCUUGAACUUGGCUAACCCAAGGUUCUUGUUCUAUUUCUGUAUUCGUUUUGUGCUGUAUUUCUUUUAUCCAAUAUUCUAAUUUAUCUUUUUUUCCUUUAGAUUUAUCAAUGAAAAAGUUGAAUCGGUGGUUACCUCUCUUUCCAAAAGGACUGAUGGAAUCAUUCCCGUGGAAGAUAUGCCUCAAAGGGGGCCUUCAAGAACACAUCUUGAUCACUCUUCUGGACUUUUAGAGGGUUCCAGUGGAGGUGUUGAACUUGUGCAAUUAAAACAUAAAAAACAUACGAAUUCUAAUAAAGCGUUUCUUCCAAAAUAUUCAAAGGGUGCUGAUCCGUAUUUAGACCGAGGUAGUUACAUACAACUGUCACCCUGAUGGAUGCUAGUCUUUUUAAUGGUCCCUGAUUGUCUCACCCUAGUGGUUCCUUUGGCUUCAGGUUCUUCAAAUGUUGAUGAAGGAAACACUGGAGCACAUGCUCCUAGGAGUGAGUGGGCGCACAUGCUAGAUGUAAUUUCUACAAGAAAGACCCGAGCUCUUGCACCAGAGCAUUUUGAAAACAUGUGGACUAAAGGACGAGACUACAGAAAGAAAGAAGAUGAAAGUCAGGUAGCUAAGACCAACGAGCAGAAUAAAGAUCCGCAAGCUUCUGGUAAAUUGGAUCACUCAAAAGUGGCAUCCAAGUACUCAGCGAAUGUUGGGAUACUGAAGACGCGCCAUCAAGGUCAAUUAUCUGCAGAUGCAUUGUCUGUACAUGGCAGUGGGAACCUCACUAGUCAUCUUUCAGAUUCAUUGUCCCGAGAAAAGGUAUCACGCCUUGUAAGUCAGGGUGAUGCUGAAGUAGACAGCGAGAGUUCCUAUCAAACCGAUGAUGAUGAUGGGAAUAACGUUACAGGCCUAGAUUCUCCUGUAACUAGGGUCUGGGAUAGCAAAGACAAAAGAAAUUCUGAUGUUACACACAUAAGACACCCUCUUGAGAAUUUUGAAGUAAGUUCGACAAAGAGAAGUAGUAAGAGUCGUGCUCAUCAUCUAAGGAUAAUAAGAUCUCAAUCAGGAAGAAAAAAAUCCAGGUCAAGCAGUCAGAAGAUUCCCACCCGACUAGAGGUUGAAAGAGCAUCUUUUCUGUCCGGUGACAAUCGUUACUUAUCAGAACCCACAAAAAGCAAUGUCAGAGCAGAGCAUGUCGUUGAUGAAUCCGAGGUGGAGAGCUGGGAUAGAUUUCAUAGUGGAUCAGCAGCUUCAUCGUCUAUGUCAACUGAAGAUUUCAGGUCAUCCUCGAUGACCAGUGAAAUAUUUGCCAUGGAGGACUCCUUCCUCAAAUUGAGAUGUGAGGUAGGCCUGAAUUUAGAAUAAUAAAUUGAGACCAUGUCUGUGAGCAUCCCAUACCACUGAGAAUCACUGAUAUAUUUGUGAAAGACAACCUCUUGUUGCAGGUCUUGGGUGCAAAUAUUGUGAAAAGCGGUGUGGGAACAUUUGCUGUAUAUUCCAUUGCUGUGACAGAUGCAGCUAAUAAUAGCUGGUCCAUCAAAAGAAGGUAUCCUGAUAAUUCAAUCACUGUCAUCAUCAACCACCAAAUAUAACUACUCAUAUGAUACAUCUUAUUUAUAUUCAGCAUUCAAAUAAUUUCUGUUCAGCCAAUCAGAAGGGAAAUUUUGAAUUCUUUUUGCACACCGAUUGCUCUUCUAAACUCGUUUUGAUUUCAAGUUAUCUUAACUUAUUUACUAUCUAUAUUAGGUUUCGACAUUUUGAGGAAUUACAUCGCCGUCUUAAGGAGUUUGCAGAGUAUAACCUGCAUCUGCCUCCUAAGCAUUUUCUUUCAUCAGGUCUAGAAGUGACUGUUAUUCAAGAAAGGUGUAAAUUGCUUGACAAAUACCUCAAGGUGAUAUGAUGUUCAUGUCUUUCUCAGCUUCAUUUCACUAUUUCACAAUCCCUGGAUAGUUUUAUUUCUUAUCCUGCGUCAUUGUUAUGAUCUGCCAACGAGAAGAAUGGAAAAACAUUCAGAAGACUCUGGAGGUAGAUAAUUUGUUAUGGGCAUCUAUUAGGAAAUUUGUUUUUUGCUGAAACUAAACUAGGGUGUGCAUCCAACUUUGCUGCACUUCCCAUCUCGUAUUCUUUGGAGAUCCAUUUGAUUGAAAGUUGGUUUUCUUCAACAAUCAAGGAAUUAUGAGUUGGGUAAUGGAAAAUCCUAAAGGUCUUGGCAGAAGCAAUAAUGUGAAGAUUUUGGUGAACUAUAUUUCAAUACAUGUACCAGUUCUCAACUGAUAAAGUUAGUAUCUUUAAGUUCUGUUCCGGUUCAAGCUAAUGCUGAAGACCAUACUGACUCGAUUUAUUGCUAUAUGCCACUUUCACUUCAUAUAGAUGUGGCACUCGAGAUAGAUAGCAUAUGCCAGUUUUACUCUGAAAUGUUUUGUGAACGUUUAGGAUUUAUUGCUAUAAGUUGAUUGAAAUAUAUCCCCAGCAACACUGGGAGCUUACAUGGAUGUGUCUGGAGAAAGACAGGAAAUGACACUUUCGCUGAAAAAUCUUUGUAAACGCUUAUGAAAGAUUUUUUUUAUUGAUGCAGUUGGUUUGACUGAAAUUUUGUUGUAUUGAAUUGUAAAUAUGAGGAGGGACAGUAAAUCAGCCUGCAUAUUUUUUUGCAACGAGAUUGAAGUGAGCGAUCUUCUUCUUGUACUGGGAUUGAAAUGUUCCUGUGGAAUAUGAUUGGCUGAUAAAACUGGAGGGUGUAAACGGGUAAUGAAAUUACAACCUAAAACAAUCGUCAGGAGGAGCUGAUGGUGAACUGUUGCUGGUGUGACUUCAGCAAUUUUAAUUUUCUGUUCAAGUUAGAUUGAAUACAAGGAUCAUCCGAAAUGGAUUCAUGGUGUUGAAGCUUUUCCUUUGUACAUCAUAAUAAUUUUUUGGUUGCUAAAGAAAACUUGGAGAGUUUGAAGCUUCCCAGAUUUAUUAGCUGAAUCAUAAUGUGCUAUGGUCAUUUUUCUUAUUUCCCUUAUCUCCUUUGAUCUUUCUCGAGUGUGACAAGGUUUUCGAAUUUAGUAUUUUUGUAAUUGUGCUAUCGAGCUUGUAAGCACAGACUCAUUUCUAUGGCAACCCAUGGGGGACUAUUAUUAACCUUCAGUGUAUGGUUGGUGGGUGUUGGUUUCGGGGAUUGUUCUCGCUACUUGCUAGUUGAGGUACUUAUUUACCGCAUAAUAGUGGAUUUUCUCUGUCAUUGUUUCAGAAUCGACUUCAGUUAAAUUGAAGCUCCUUGAUCAAGUGAUUAUGUUGUGGAUAAGGCACACUACCAUCUGAAUAUUUACUUGGGAUCUAGACAACCUGACAACAUGAGCCUGAAACAAUGACGUGUGUCUUGGGAUUCAUAAAUUCCAAACAAACUUCCUUGCUUUGACACUUUAUCUAGAAGCCUCCAUGGCAUGGGUUUGUCUGAUGUGUUGAGAUUGGACAUGUUACAUAAUUGAGUUACCACUUAUUAGAAGCCGGAGUAAGAAAUCAAUACCGAUGUCCUAUUAAUUCUUUGAUAGGAGUGUAUCAUAACAUGAUUUAUAGCUGAAGACUAGUUGUUCGGUAGAGUCCAUCAUCUUCAUCAUGCACAGAUGGCAUCAUCAAUGAUCCUAAUCACGGUCAAUAGCGAAUGAAUCUAAAUGGCAACUGCAGUGUUGGUAUCAGUUAUCAGGCCAUUAAACGUCUUUGCUUAUUUCUAUAUUAACCAAUACGGGAUCAUUCUCAAUACUCCCUUUCACGUGCAAGCGGACCUUUGGGCUUUGUUGCAUGGACCAUGUAAAUGGAGUGGAUUUAGCCUUUGAUCAACUAUUUGCUCUGAUGCCAGCUUAGAGUUAUGUCAUCUAACUCAAAACCAAAUAGCAAUGAGUAGAUUUUACUCUCAUAUUUGUAAUCACCUGUUUAUUCUAUAUUAACCAAGAUGGGAAUAUUCUUAACAGUGGUCUUGGAACAAAUGUUGUAUUGGAUCAUGUAUUUAUCCUUUUUUCUUAACGUUUCCGUGAUAAAGGGCCAAUGGGGUGCUUAUUGUCCACUAAUCAUCAAAUGCAAUUUUUUUCAGAUGCUUCUUCAACUACCAACAUUGUCAAGAUCUAUAGAAGUUUGGGACUUUCUUAGUGUUGAUUCCCAGGUUCAAUAUCUCUUUCUUUUCCCUUUCUCUAAAUUCCUCUAUUGUCAUUUCCAUAUAUUUCUCUUUAGACACAAUUUUAAAUUUUCUAUGAAUUUCAGACCUACAUAUUUGCAGAUUCAUUCUCUAUCAUCCAGACACUUUCAGGUUAUACUACUCCUUGUAGGUUUCGUUUCCGUUGCCAAAAUUUUGUUCACUGAUUUAGAAUGUUCUCCCCGUGCAUUUUUUUUGCAGUUGAUCUCGAUUAUAAACCUUAUGAAAAAGGAGAAAGAAUUCAGAGAACAGAGGAAAUUGUGAAUGCGAAUCUUUGCUCAAACAGAGAAAAGUUGAAAUCAACCAGUGAAAGUUCAGGUUUACCAGCAAAUGAGAAUUCCGAAUCCGAUACAUUAGUGUUUAAGAAGACAAAUACACAGGCACAUUUGGCGAAUAACUCCAGGAUAGCUGAGAACCCACUACCUGGUAAAUCAGAAAGUGAUUCGAAGAAGAAGCUACAAGAGACCAAUCCUUCCAUAAAAAAUGAAAAGCCUGUGAAGGUUCCAGUUGAAGGUGCAGAUGGGCAACAAGAGCCAUCUUACUCAGCUCUUGAAACUGACACUGACCCAACUAUUCCAAUCGAGGUGACUUGAGUUUUCCAGUUACAAGUUGCAUUCAUCUAAACACUUUUUUUUUUUUUUUUUAAACUGUACCUUUACUUUUAAUUUUCGAUUGUCAUCUUUCCGCACUUAUCUGCAACUUGUUCUGAUAAUAUAGUGGAUUCCUCCAAAUCUUAGCAUGCCUAUAUUAGAUCUGGUGGAUGUAGUUUUCCAGCUUCAAGAUGGAGGUUGGAUCAGGUAUUGCAACAGUAUAGUAGGCCCAUUCCUUUUGUUCUUCCUACUUUAUACGUGAAUCAGAUAGAUUCAUAACUUUUUUCUUGCUUGAAAUUUCUUUUUCUUCUGUUUGUCAUAGGAGGCAGGUGUUUUGGAUAGCUAAACAGGUUCUUCAGCUAGGAAUGGGAGAUGCUUUCGAUGAUUGGCUGAUUGAAAAAAUUCAGCUUCUGAGAAGAGGAUCAGUAAUGGCUUCUGCAAUUCAGCGUGUUGAGCAGGUGUGCGUUAAAUCCAUUGAUCAAGACCUAAUCGUGUAUCAUUGAUGUUGGAGGCAUUAACUUCUUAUCUGGGCUCAUCAUAUGAUAAAACUAUAUUCAUUCUGGUGAAAUUUAUACACAAGGAUCUGUUGACCUGUGCACUCUUUCAUUGAAAUAGUUCCUAGUAUGCAAACGAAAAUUAUUCCUUAAAUUCAUGAUUAGAACAGCAACCUAGUCAUGAUUUCUUCCAUAGUUUUUUUUUUUUUUGUUUCUAUCCUCCCAAAUAAAUAACUAAUCAUGUUGAAGAGAUCUCUAGUUGUGCUCAAUGUCUUCUUUAUAUUCAUUUACUGUCCUACCGUUGACUUCGCACCUACCAAGUAAAGUGCGACUUGUUCCAAUACUUCGAGGGACCUUGUCUACUUUGCUCCGACGCCUCACUGAAGUGAAGUCGGCAGUGUAGAAUUGCAAGCGAUGCACAAAAAUGGUUGACUUCUGGUAGAAGAUCGUGGUCUAACCAAAUUAGGAAGCUUUGCCUGUUUUUCCCCUCUGAAUGACAAUACAAGUUCUCACUUAUUUUAUAUCAUUUUUUUCCAGAUACUUUGGCCCGAUGGCAUCUUCAUCACCAAGCAUCCAAAUCGGAGACGCCCAACUCCUGUUCCAUCCCCACAGGAUGAGCGCAGUCGGAGAGACAAAGCUGCUGAAUGCUUGUUGACUGAUGAACAACGGCGAGAAGCUGCCCGCCGUGCCGAAUAUGUCCACGAGCUAAUAGUCCGUAAGGGAAUUUUUUCUCUUAUUUUUCUGUGAACAGAAGCCGAACGAAGUGGUCUGUCGGGUCAACGCUGACUUCUUUAUAUGCACUUCUGAACAAGCCCUGUUGUUUCAUGCAGAAAAAGCCCCUGCAGCGCUCGUCGGGCUUAUUGGUAGGAAGGAGUACGAGCAGUGUGCCGAAGACGUUUAUUACUUUCUUCAGGUGGUUUGACCGGACCAGCCUUCGUAUUGGUCUCUGAAUCACUCCCAAAAGUGGGUGUUUUUUUUUCCUUUGGCAGCUGAGUCUUGCCUUUUUUGGGUGCAGUCGUCGGUUUGCUUGAAGCAGUUGGCUUUCGAGCUUCUUGAGCUACUUCUCCUGGCAGCAUUCCCCGAACUGGACGACGUCAUUAGACAGUUCCAUGAAGACAAGGAUCAGACUCCGGUAACCAAGAAAAACCCAUGA